AUGGAUUCCUUCACAACGACUGAAAUCUCACAGUUAGCGACACUGGAGAGGGAUGCUGGUGUUCAGAUGCUCAGCGGUCACGACCAGUGGCCCGAGUUCUGCGAUGAGAGACGCUGCUUCCAUCAAGAGUUUGUAUACGACGUCGCCAUGUUUGCCGUAGACCAAGACUUCUCCUGGCCCAAUGUGAUCCGGUCAGCUGUGCUUGCCAAAGACUUCUUCCCGCGGAUGGCCGGUUCAGACGUGGUCCAGCUGGCGUUGCUUCUGAGGGAUGUGCUGAGUGAGUUUUUACCACACCUGAACCCCGUUCACCAACAUGAGUUCACUCGGUACCUGGUGGACAUGUGCGUGAUCAGGAGGAGACUGUUCCUGGCCGUGUUGGCUGGAAGGGCUGACGAGUCCACAAGUCCAAGUCUGAAGGUGCAGCAGCCACCCGAGCCUCUUCCUUUAACUCAGGGUACAGCGAUCCUUCAGCGAGAGAGCGAGACUGAUGUCGCCCCUGCACUGCAGCAGAUGGAAGAAGACAUGAGGCAUCUCAGCGUCGGGCCGCAGGUCACUCUGGGGGACGUCCCAGUCCCAGAGGACGGCCAACUGGAUGGACAGGCAGAGUACUGUGGAGUUGGUCCGGACAGCAGUGAGAGGCGCGCAGGACCGGACGCUGGCGCGUCUGACCCACGAGACGUCGCCGCUCACCAACGUCAUGCAGCUCAACGCAGCAGCCACGAGCGGUCACCAGAGAACGCCAAAAAGCAGCACCUCAACAAACGCCACAAGGAAAGAGGGAAACCUGCGACGUCUGAAACAGGAACGAAGGGAAAAACAAAGUGA
This is a messenger RNA of Nematolebias whitei (Rio pearlfish), 825 nucleotides long. It is a transcript of the gene c23h8orf74, whose product is annotated as chromosome 23 C8orf74 homolog. Bases 1 to 825 code for a protein of 274 amino acids. NCBI's taxonomy places the organism in Eukaryota, Metazoa, Chordata, Actinopteri, Cyprinodontiformes, Rivulidae. The transcript has 5 exons. The record is from RefSeq and is a predicted model, not a curated record.